UCGACUCAUUGAUUUUGAUUUUGAUACUCUUUGCAUAUGCUGUAGCUGGCAUGUAUAAUAACUUGAGUAUUUAUAUUUUUAGAAUUGAUGGGAAAUAAUAGGUAUAGGGAAAUAAUAUCUUUGACACUUCAUAGCAAAUUAUUUAAUCACAACACAUAACACUAAUUUAUCAAAAAACUCUUUAAAAACUGUUCGGUAACUUCUAAGCAAAAUGCCUUUUGCACCAGAGUUACGAACUCAUUCUCAAAAAGUGUGCACUCUUUAUAAAGUAGCUAUGAGGAACCUUGAAGCGUACUACGCAGCUAGACAUGUGGUUCGUUAUCAUCAAGUCAUGCUGAGAGCAGAAUUCGACAAAAAUAAAUGUGUUACUGAUCCUAAAGAACAACGUCGUUUACUAUGGGUGGGAGAAAAUGACGUUUUUACACAACAAAAUCCACUUCCACCUGCGAAAUUUGCUCGUUCAAUCGGUGUAGCGGGUGGCGUAGCGUAUGCAAGAGUGAUAACGCCACCAGACUGGGAAGAAAUGGACAAACAUCCAUUUUUCAUGAAGUCCACCCCUGAUGAUGGUACCCUCUCACCCCUGGCUGAAGGUCUAGCCAAGCUCAAGUAUGACCCGGAGGAGAACACGCCGGUGGAACUCGCUGCUAACUAUAAAGAGGAUGGCAACUUCAAUUUCAAGCAUAAAAACUAUAGAUUGGCUAUAUUAGGAUACACGGAGGGCAUCAAACAGAGAUGCAAUGAUACAGAAAUUAAUGCAAGCUUAUACAACAACAGGGCGGCAAGUCAUUGGCAUCUAAAGAAUUAUAGAUCAGCCUUGUUUGACAGUGAGAAAGCUCUUAGUUUCAACGCAAACCAUACCAAGGCUCGGACCCGUGCCGCAAAGGCAGCUUUAGAAGUAACCAAAUAUGACACUUGCAUAGAACAUUGUCAAAAACUUUUAGAAGGAGAAACUAAAGACAAAGACAUAGUUGAACUAUUAAACACAGCAAAAAAGAAGAAACAGCAACAGGAACGUGACCAAAGAAGGAAAGAGAGGAAAAAUGAAAAGGACAGUGAACAAAAAGAUCAAGUCAUAAAGGCUAUUAUUCAACGAGGAAUCAAAAUAUCAAAAUGCGAUGAUGAAGAUGAUAUUGAUCUGUCUAAGUUGGAACCGAGUUUACCAGGAGCGCAGGAUGCAAUAGUACGUAUUGAAGACGGUGUAUUGCGGUGGCCUAUACUACUCUUGUAUCCAGAAUUUCAAAUGACAGAUUUUAUUAGAGAUUGUCCUGAAAAUGUACCACUGUUAAGUCAGUUGGAGCAGGUCUUCCCAGCGCCUUGGGAUGAAGAGAAUAAAUACAGUUGUUCUAAAAUCAAUGUUUAUUUCGAGGGUUAUGAUAAAAUGCCUCAUGUGAUUGACCCUUCGAAGAAUCUUGGUGACUUACUAGUAACGAAGUACUACGAAUUGAAGGCUGGUACUCCAGCAUUCUUUAUUCUACCUCGUGGUAGUGUUGUUGAGCGCAGGUUUUUGGAAAGUUACAUUUAAUUGUAUUUUAACAUUUUAUUUUUAUUUAAGUUGAAAUAAAUUAAGUUUUGUAUAUUGAAUGUUGAAU
Molecule: messenger RNA, 1589 nt
Organism: Spodoptera littoralis (African cotton leafworm)
Lineage: Eukaryota; Metazoa; Arthropoda; Insecta; Lepidoptera; Noctuidae
Source: the annotation of a GenBank genome assembly